Molecule: messenger RNA, 3290 nt
Organism: Peromyscus leucopus (white-footed mouse)
Lineage: Eukaryota; Metazoa; Chordata; Mammalia; Rodentia; Cricetidae
Gene: Slc10a3
Product: solute carrier family 10 member 3
Exons: 3
Coding region: 1019-2452 (477 amino acids)
Biological process (GO): bile acid and bile salt transport
Cellular component (GO): membrane
Molecular function (GO): bile acid:sodium symporter activity
Source: RefSeq, a predicted model, not a curated record
GCACCCAGUAUGAGCAGAGGCCAAAAGAGGGUAUCAAAUCCUCCGGAACUGUAGUUACAGGUGUUUGUGAGUGGCUAAGUGGGUAAUGGGAAAUUGAACAAGAGCCUCUGCAAAAGUAGUUAAGUGCUCUUAACCACCGAGCCAUCUCUUCAAUCCCCACAACACCUUUAAUUCAAUAUUUGUUUACUGUCUUCUGAUAUCCUUUCUACACCUUCCCACCACCCACUUUUCUUCCCAGGGGGUGACCCCACAACAAUGUACUUAUUAUGCGGCACGCCAAACACGCUGACUCAGGAAGUCACGUCUCACAUGGUAGGACCAGCUCGUCGCUCUCAGAAACGUCAUAUCCUGUAGGAACCCAAAACACGCCUUCCAGAGUCCGCGAUCACCUGCUCGGGCCAGGCCCAGUAUGAGGCCUUGCAGGCACGAGAGUGACGUGGAUGCUCUCCUCAACCCAAGACUGACCGCGGGAUUGUGAGCCCUUCCUAACUUCUCCAACCACCUGACAACCCUCGGACUCCCAGGUGCGGAGGAGACCUGGUCAUCACUGCUAGAUAUCCUAACCCCCAACACUUCGCUGCUGUGGAAAAAGCUUCGGGACAGGAUUGCUUCCUCAGCUUUGGAGUGUAUUUACCCCAACUCUUACAGCCCCUCUAUCAGCAAAGGUGUAGGGUAGGGGCCAAAUCCCUCUUGCAGAGACUCAGGUCCACUAGUCCUACUGGAAGGAUGGGGUAUGGUGGAUGGCCCUUAGCUUCUCCCUUAACUGAUUCACACCACUCUGAUGCCUACAUCUUUUCCUCUCCACUGGACUUGUUACCCUACUCUGGUUUUCCUGCCUCCCUCUUCAUCGAUGAGACACAAGGCUGAACCAGAGCCCCCAGGGAAAAGACCUGCUAUCAAGGAAGACCACACAGGACCAGGACCUUCUCAUGGAUACUUCUCAGGACAUUCCAACAGCACAAGCAAGGGUAUUCCCCUAAGACACAAGGGGCCUGUGAACACUAUCCUUUGAAGUGCCAUGGUGGUCAAGAGAAGCAGAAGUAACUCCCAGCAGUUGCCUGGCCUGGGAGGACAGGGUGGUUGUACAGGUCUCCUAGGUAUGCUCGGAGCUGCCCUACUGGUCAUCAGCCUGCCAUGGGGGGCCCAAGUGAUGGCCAGUGCCAACCUCAGUACUGCUCUGGGCCACACUAUGCCACUAACAAGUGGUCACUAUCUGAGCAUUGGAGAUGGCUCAGUGACAGAGUUUGAGUUCCCUGAAAAGAGUGAGGGUAUCAUUGUGAUCUCUAACCAGUACUCAGGACAGGCCAAUGGGACAGGCCCUAGUCCCACACUGAGGGUUAUAUCCCUGGACACAGAGGUACUGACCAUCAAGAAUGUGAGUGCCAUAACCUGGGGCAGUGGGGGUGGCUUUGUGGUGAACAUCCACUCAGGUCUGGCUGGGCUGGCUCCACUUCACCUCCAGCUCAUGGACCUCCAUGAGGCCCCACCCUUGUUGAUUGAAGAACGAAGGGAUUUCUGCAUCAAAGUGUCACCUGCUGAAGACAUCCCUUCUACCCUCAAUCCCAACUUGAGCCACUUCUCAGAGAACCCAAUCCUCUACCUGCUCCUGCCUCUUAUCUUUGUCAAUAAGUGUUCAUUUGGGUGCAAAGUGGAACUUGAAGUUUUGAAGGAGCUCCUACAGAGCCCCCAACCCAUGCUGUUGGGCCUCUUGGGCCAAUUUCUGGUCAUGCCCUUCUAUGCUUUCCUGAUGGCCAAAGUCUUCAUGCUACCCAAGGCCUUGGCUCUGGGCCUCAUCAUUACCUGCUCAUCACCUGGCGGUGGGGGGAGCUACCUCUUCAGUCUCCUCCUUGGAGGAGAUGUCACCCUGGCCAUCUCUAUGACUUUCAUCUCAACAGUAGCUGCCACGGGUUUCUUGCCACUCUCAUCAGCCAUCUACAGCCACCUUCUCAGCAUCCAUGAAACACUCCACGUGCCCAUCUCCAAGAUACUGGGGACUUUGCUGUUCAUUGCCAUCCCCAUAGCAGCAGGUGUGGUGAUCAAGUCUAAGCUUCCCAAGUUCUCAGAGCUGCUGCUACAGAUCAUCAAGCCCUUCAGCUUUGUACUUCUCCUUGGUGGCCUAUUCCUAGCCUACCACAUGGGGGUCUUCAUUUUAGUGGGAGUCAGGUUACCCAUCAUAUUGGUGGGCUUCACAGUGCCCCUGGUUGGCCUUUUGGUAGGCUAUAGCCUGGCCAUGUGCCUGAAGCUGCCAGUGGCCCAGAGGCGGACAGUCAGCAUUGAGGUAGGGGUGCAAAACAGCCUGCUAGCCUUAGCCAUGCUGCAACUGUCUCUGCGCCGCCUUCAAGCAGACUAUGCCUCUCAGGCCCCCUUCAUUGUGGCACUGAGUGGUACCUCUGAGAUGCUGGCUUUGGUUAUUGGCCAGUUCAUCUACAGCAGCUUGUUUCCUGUUCCCUGAGGACCCUGGAUCAAGUUUUAUAACCCCAGCCCCCAUACUCCAUCCACUGUCCCCACAGUUCUUAUGUACCAAAGGCCUUUAGUUCUCAUUCACUAUGCACUCAAACAAAUCCAGGCUUUUUUUUUUUUUUACUCUUUUUUCCCCAGCUUUCAGUGCCAAAGAGGCCACGCUGAGUUAGAAAUAUAUUUCAAUAAAAGACAAAAGCAAGCUUGGGUCCCUUCCAGUGUUUGUCCCUUGGAGCCUAUGGAUGGGGAUAGGUAGAGUGUGUCUGGACUGGUAUGGGCCAGGAUGGUGAACAGGCUUGGUGACCCUGCAGAGCCCACUCUGUUCUCACUCCUGUUUUGAACAUGGUAGACAAGUGUUGUACCUUUGAGCUGUAUCCCCAUAUCUGCAAAGUCUUUUCUCUAUCAGCCCUCCCCAACAGGGCAGGCCUCUGUUCUAUAAUGAGUGAGGAGAUAGAGGCCUUCGGAGCCUCAGUCAGGAUAUUUUUGCAGCCAGAUUAGAAAGAAGCAGAAAGCCAACGAUCGAGCUAUGAUAGCAGGUAGGAAUAGACCAUUUCUGUAUCUGAGAGACACCACCGUGUGUUUGCACUGACUGGGUCCACCAAGAGCAUAAGAAUUAGUGCAGGCCAGGCCUUGCAUGAAGCUGACAUCCUGGUCCUUCAUUUCAAGCUACAGCUCCCAAGUGAAGCAAGCCUGGCCCCACAGGUUCCUUGCUUCCUUGCACCACAGCCGCUGGAGGUUUACUGUAGGCUGGGGGUGGCGGACUCUACCCCAGGUUCGGGCAGGCGCGAAGGCCCGGAGGCGGGACUGAGGGACGGCAGGAGCCACGCGGCAGG